Cladophialophora yegresii CBS 114405 is the source of this 216-nucleotide messenger RNA. RefSeq lists its product as uncharacterized. The coding region runs from base 1 to 216 and encodes 71 amino acids. The record is from RefSeq and is a predicted model, not a curated record. Lineage: Eukaryota; Fungi; Ascomycota; Eurotiomycetes; Chaetothyriales; Herpotrichiellaceae. The transcript has a single exon.
AUGGGCUCAAGCGGCCCAUGCCCUCUCGACAUACACAUACCCAGCCUCAACAUCGAGGACCUCCGCGCAAGCUAUACCGCCCGAACCCUCUCCUCCGGGGACGUCAUCCGGAACGUCUACGCGAAGAUAUCCGCGUACCCUGACCCUGCCGUCUGGGUCUACCUAGUCCCGCUCGCGGAAGCGAUGACGCGCGCCGAGGAGCUCGCGGCGACGUAG